ACACCUGGCCAGUAGGGGGUCGCUUAGGACGCAGCCUGGUUUUGAUCGGUGUGCACUUGGAAUGGAGGAAACUAUAGUUAAAUUUAGACAUUGCGGGAAAGAUAUUUAUAGUUUUUCCAAACAGCAGAAUGUGUGUCCUGCUUGUCAUGAUCAUCUCAUCCUUCGAAUUUUAGACGCACCGGUGGCUCUUCCGUCUCCUUUCACAAACGGCCAUCAAACUCACUGCUCGUUUCUUAUAGGAGCUACUGAAGGCCCGUGGUGUUUAAAUGAAUGGAGCGAGACGGAGUUACAUGUUGGACUUUCCGACUCAACAGGUUUAGUAUAUAACUACACACUGUCAGGAGUUCAGAGGGAUGAACACGGAUGGGAGCAGUGUGUGUCUAUCCAACUGGUUCCACCAUAUAGAGAAGACCUAAAACAGUUAUGGGAUAAAGAACUGAGCCAUUUUUCAUCACUUCCAGCAUGGACUCCAGAACGAUUCCAUGAGGAGAGGGAGUUUGGCUCGUGUUGCUACGGUUUCACCCUGACAUUCAUAAACCACAUGAGAUCACUGGACAGUAAAGCCCCUCUCAGCAGAAAUGAGUUCACCAGUGCUUACAUUUUAUCCAGAAUGAAACAUGCCUCUAUGUAUAUCAGGGUGUAUGAAGAAAUAUCACAAAAUGGAUUUUACAUUGUUGAUAAAUAAGGUCUUGAUUUUCAGCUAAUUGUUUCCUUCUUUUUCACUGUCUCCUGUGCAAUAAAUAAUAAUGUUUUAAUUAUUAUUUUCCGGCAGUCAUUUCAAUAUGAAAUCACCUUUUCCGAAUGGAUUUGUGUAUAGAUUUUCAUUUGCAAUGUUCUUACUACUCAUGUAUACUGAAUUAGAAAUUUCCCUUCAAGUAAUCCACAUUUUAAAUUGGACGGAUGUCUUUUGCUUAGAAAAAUACUAAUAAAAUGUUAAAAUGACUAACAGUAU
Messenger RNA from Silurus meridionalis, 952 nucleotides. It is a transcript of the gene mkrn2os.1, whose product is annotated as MKRN2 opposite strand, tandem duplicate 1. Lineage: Eukaryota; Metazoa; Chordata; Actinopteri; Siluriformes; Siluridae. The transcript has 4 exons. The record is from RefSeq and is a predicted model, not a curated record. The coding region runs from base 62 to 685 and encodes 207 amino acids.